AUGGAAAGAAGCUAUCGUUGUGAUAAGGAUGGACUGAGUAAAGGAGCUUGGACUGCUCUUGAAGACCAGAUUCUCAUAGAUUACGUCAAAGACCACGGCGAAGGGAGAUGGGGGAAACUGUCAAGGGAAACAGGUCUAAAGAGAUGUGGGAAGAGUUGUCGACUUCGCUGGUUGAAUUACCUGAGGCCUGAGAUCAAGAGAGGGAACAUUACAGAAGAUGAAGAAGACCUCAUCAUCAGGCUCCACAAACUCUUAGGCAACAGAUGGACAUUGAUAGCUGGAAGGCUUCCAGGCCGAACAGACAAUGAGAUCAAGAACUACUGGAACUCUGUUUUAAGGAAAAAGGCACAAGAAAGCAACUCAGAAAGGUCUAGAAAUGAGUGGAAAAUGACCAAGGACACCGAAAAAGCUGUCCCAUCUUUAAAAAUGGACUCAAACUUCAUCCAAAAUGGACUCACACCAACAAGCUGCACCAAUAAUGAACAGCUUGGCACUACCAAUACAUUAGCAGAACCAUUUAUCUCUGGAGUUGAAGCAACGAAUAUGGAAGUAAAAUCAGAUUCCAGCAAUGGAUUCUUACCAAUCACUAGAGAGAACGAUAUGACGUGGAACUUCAUAAGGGAUCUUAAUGCAGGCGAACUUGGCAUAUCUGAAUUUCUACAUACUGACUUCUCCAAACUUUGUGAGUUGAAUACCACGAUUUUUGAUUGCACAAGUGGGUGCAGAAACGGGUCAUUAAUGUCAACCUCAACUGCUGAAGCUCCUUCGAACUUGCAGGAGUGGUUAAAUGAUUGGGCAGCAGACGACAAUUGUCUUCCUGAAGCAGCAUUUGGUCCUUGA
This is a messenger RNA of Prunus armeniaca (apricot), 840 nucleotides long. The record is from the annotation of a GenBank genome assembly. NCBI's taxonomy places the organism in Eukaryota, Viridiplantae, Streptophyta, Magnoliopsida, Rosales, Rosaceae.